Messenger RNA from Penicillium bovifimosum, 675 nucleotides. RefSeq lists its product as uncharacterized. Lineage: Eukaryota; Fungi; Ascomycota; Eurotiomycetes; Eurotiales; Aspergillaceae. The record is from RefSeq and is a predicted model, not a curated record. The transcript has a single exon. Bases 1 to 675 code for a protein of 224 amino acids.
AUGUCCAUCCAGCAGCAACGUGCUACCCUCACGGAGCGGGGACGAGAUAUGGACAUAGCUGCAGCCUCUCUAACGAAGAGACUGCGAGAGACGGAGAGAGCCGCUUCCUCUCCUGCCGCGCAGACUUCGUCCGGGGGAGAAUGGAAGCGCAGUGCUAAAUUACCGGACGCCCCGCUCUUCGACGAUGGCGUCAGUGUGAAAUUCACACCCUGGCGACGUGCGGUGGAGAACAAACUCAUGCUCAAUGCUGACCACUAUCCGUCAGAAAGGUAUGGCAUGGCGUAUGUGUCUACCCGCUGCGCGGGUAAAGCUCAGGCACAGCCCCAACCACGCCUGGACCCCACGGUGUCGAAUAGGUAUAAGACCGCUGUGGAGAUGCUCGACCAUCUCCAAAUCAUUUUCAAGGACCCCAUGGAACGACUGAUUGCCAAGGGGGAUCUAUUCGAGAAACUAGUGCCUGGCCUCCAGACAUUGACGGUGUCGGACGCGUUUAAUGACCCGGUAACCUUGGAAGAUUUCGUAGCCAGUUGUAGACGCAGCGCUCUAGGACUGUCACGACUCACGAAUGCAAACCUCGACUCGAUUCAGCAAGUCCGGGUUGAGAACACACGCAGGAAGAGUUCCCAGAGUACCUCAGAGACAACUCCCAGCGGAGAGCAGAAACCGAGUUGCUGA